GUGACGAUUACCUCACCUUUACUCAUACCACCAUCGUUGACUUUGACCAUCGACGAUGCAGCGCUUCCAGGCCUUCCCUGAAGAGCUUAUUCGCGAAGUCCUCUGCUAUGUUAUUGACGUCCCUACCGACGCUGAGUUCUUCAGCUCCAACGGCAAACGAGAGGAGUAUUAUAGCAACAAGCCCGCCCGAUGGCGCGAACCUCUGGAAUUGCGUGCUGCCGAACGUCGCCCACCCGCCCUCCUGCUCGUUUGCAAGGACUGGCAACGCAUCUGCACUCCCAUCCUCUACCGAACCGCUAUUAUUCGAUCGAAAGGACAAGCAGAUGCGCUCACUAUAACCAUUACCAGAGUGCGUCCAGAGCUGGCUGGAUGUGUCAAGCGCUUGCGGUUGAAAGGUGCAAUCGGGAUGGAGAUACUUGGACUUCUCAAUGCGACGCCGCGGCUGACGCAUCUUGCGCUCGUCCUGCAUAUCUUCUCGAAGGAGAGCGUGUCCUAUCUCUGUCGUGGCUUGAGGCUUGAUCACAUCAACCCUACAAUGCUUCUUCUCGCCGACAGUCCAAAGGGUUCGACGAAGGGGCGCGCGAAGCUCAUGAAUACAUUGACGCAAACCAUUCCGACGUGGACUAGCUUGCGCGUGGUAGAUAUGCCCUGCAUGCAGAAGGAUAGCGACGUGCUUGUCGAGCUUCUGGCACAUGUGCCUCAAAUCCACACGGUUAUAUUCCCCGACAUCAAGCGACCAGGUUUGGAGCAACUGCAAGCUUUGGGAAGGAAUCGCUCCCUUCGCUGCAUCUUUUUCAAAAAGGAAAGACUACUCGAUCCGUGGGAUGAGUGCGCCGAGUGGUACACCGUGGACGAGGAGGUUAUAGGUGAUCCCAGAUUGAGUGCUCUAUGCCAGUACGAUACGCCUGAUGGGAGGCAGUUGUUCAGACACUCUAGAAACCCACAUCAUUCCGAUUUCGACAUUGCCUAUGUUCUUGACCUGAUGAGCGAAGAAGAAUCUGAGCAGGAGACGCAACCGACGGAGAGCAUGCCAGGUCCACCCAUACCGAUCCUGACGCAUCCAGUCGACGUGCAAGAGCGCAUAUGGUCGCGUGUCUUCGAGCAUGUGGAGGCUGACGUGAACCGCUGGGGCUGUAGCCUCGAUAGUCGUCGUCGGCCUGCAUUCCUUUCCCUGGCUCAAGUUUGCCAAUUGUUCCGGCGUCUACUUCUGCUCAAGAUCUACACGAAGAUGGGCGUCGCCGACUGGCGACAGGCCCGUCAACUCGGCCUGCUACUCGAUGCCUUCCCCGCUUUCGGACGGCACGUACGCGAGCUGAGUGUGCACAACCAAGUCGACCACGAUCGAUUCUGGGAUCCACGGCGUGCACUUCAGCUCGUGCCGAACCUAACGUCAUUGCAGUCGACCCGCCAAUGGACGUACCGCGGCAUAACGCCCGACUGGUUGAGGUUGAAGUGGGCGACGUUCACGAUGCUGGCGAAGACGGCGAAAGGGAUCACGGAGAUUCGCAGCGUCAAGAUCGCGCAGGAGUUCGCGAAACCCAAGGAGAAGGUGGCGUCGGAGGGCCAGGCGGCUACGUCGGGUGACGGACAAGCCGGCGAGGCGGUUGCUUCCUCGACCCGAGCGGGAGCGUCUGCCAAUACGGGUGAUACUAGAGCAUCACAGCAAGGCAAGAAGCCCCCAGCGAAGAGGGUCGUCGCCGUUCCUGUCGGGCCUUUGUCCGUCUUCCGCUCUCUGAAGGUCCUCGAACUCGACGGCGCGGUCAAGCUCAAGUUCAAGCAGAAGGACAUACCAGACAAUAUCUUCCCGGUACUCGAGGAGCUGCGCUUCACCUCGGGAGAUACGUCCGUGCUCAAGAUGUUCACCCUGUUCGAACUGCCUCGUCUUCGUCGCCUUGCUCUUUUCCACCGCGCGCAGACGGCCAACGACGCAGGCGACUUCCUUGAAAAGCACGGACCGAAGGUUGAGGAUUUGGAUAUAGAAUACUUCCCCACCGAAAGCGUCUUCGAGAUGUGCACCUCCAUCCAGACACUCCGUGUCCGUGAGAGCAAGUUGCCUCCUGACUACACCGCCGAACAUUGGCGGUCGGAUACGUUGACGACCAUCGAGUUCCCCUCGAGGCUACCCGUCCAAAUCCCUUCCUGUCGCCCUUGGGGUCCUUUACUGUCGUCACUCGAUCCAGCCAAGUUGCCGACGCUCAAGACUGUCCGCUUGCGAUUCCUAAGGUGGCCAGUAGAGCAGCGCGCUAUUGACAGCUGCUUCUGGGUUCCAUACGCCGAGGAAUUGCUGGAGAAGGGCAUCGAGGUACUUAGCGGGUACGAUGAACCUUGGACGCCGCGUGUCAAGCCCAGGGCGAGUGGAGGGAAAGCUAUGGACGUGGACAUGGAUGCGGAGGUGGACUCAGACCCGGAGUGGACUCCUUGAAGUUGCGAUAUGGGCGAAGCACACUGAUUGUUGUAUUAUAUAUCGAACUCCUAAUGUUAAUUGUACUCUCGUAAACUGCUACCCCAUAUACGACGGUCUCAGCAGGACAUGCGUGCUGU
Messenger RNA from Schizophyllum commune H4-8, 2541 nucleotides. RefSeq lists its product as uncharacterized. NCBI's taxonomy places the organism in Eukaryota, Fungi, Basidiomycota, Agaricomycetes, Agaricales, Schizophyllaceae. The record is from RefSeq and is a predicted model, not a curated record. Bases 56 to 2422 code for a protein of 788 amino acids. The transcript has 8 exons.